CUUGCAGAUGCCGCAUCUUCUAAUAGAAGAUUGAAUGAGAUCAUCUUAUCACCUGAAUGAGUAUAGUUACUUGAUACACUGCAGUACAACUGUCAACAAUUGACAUGGAUGAUCAUAGCGUCGAACUGGACGAAGAGACUGAGUUCUACUGUACGUUACUUAUGUUUACCAAUGUCACAAAUACCGCUGAAAUACGUGAGAAACUCAUUGCUGGAAAACUUCAAUGUUGCAUUGUGAAAGUCGCGCUCGUAACCGACGCUUUUCAGGUGAUAGUGGCUGCCAAUAAAGCCGCCCUUAACGCUAAGCGAAAUCAACUGAUUACGAAGAAUAUAUAUACGGAAGUUUUAUUUACCAUGUCCAUGUCGAAGAACAUAUCUCGUUCUUUAAUCGAGUUUGGUAUUAGUGACAGUGAUAAAGAUAUCCUGGUGCUACUAAUAUACAAGCUCGAUGAGAAAGAAGCCGUGAUGAAGGAGAUCUUAAAAAGUAUCAAGGGAGAGAAAGUAUCCAUUUCAAGGCUACAAGAAUUUACAGAUGCGAAUCUAGUUAAAAAAACUUACAAGAUCAACGAUGAGGAACUGCAGAAUUCCAGUCUUCUUGAUGCUGUUGUCUCGAAGAUUAGUUGCAAGGAAUUUAUAUCAUCGAAGAAUUGAAAUGAACGAGGACAAAAGAGUCGACGACAUGUCGGUACAGAUUAAUUAUUAUUAACGAUAAGAGAAAUUUUAUUCGGAAUAUAAUUUAAGUAAACAAUGGAUAUGUAUAAUGUAUGUGAACAACCUACAUGCUUUAGUUCCUUUUUAUCAGUUAAUUAUGUACCCUGCACACAUAUGUAUAAUAAUAACCUGUUUUUUUUUUUGCGAAUCAUUUCGCAAGAU
Messenger RNA from Cyphomyrmex costatus, 872 nucleotides. RefSeq names its product EKC/KEOPS complex subunit TPRKB. Gene Ontology annotation, cellular component: cytosol; nucleus; EKC/KEOPS complex. The transcript has a single exon. Gene Ontology annotation, biological process: tRNA threonylcarbamoyladenosine modification. NCBI's taxonomy places the organism in Eukaryota, Metazoa, Arthropoda, Insecta, Hymenoptera, Formicidae. The coding region runs from base 105 to 650 and encodes 181 amino acids. The record is from RefSeq and is a predicted model, not a curated record.